Amoebophrya sp. A25 is the source of this 910-nucleotide messenger RNA. NCBI's taxonomy places the organism in Eukaryota, Dinophyceae, Syndiniales, Amoebophryaceae. The record is from the annotation of a GenBank genome assembly.
GCACUUCGUUGCCACCGUCACGAGUCGCUCGCAAACGUUCAUGGAGCAAAGAGUUGACUUCUUCUACCCACACCUCCGAAAUGGUCGUGCUCGACGAAUCCGAAGACGCAAGAGAUCCGAAACCGGGGAAGAUCCCGGAGAAGAUCAGAGCCGCCGAAGACGACAACUCAAAGCUUUGUCUUAAGGUGACUUCCUCUAGAAAGUUGACUCUUGAGGCUAUCUCUCCUCCUCGUCUAGAAAGUUCUUAAUUUUUGACAAGAAAGUCCUCAUUCUUUCUGUUCGGGCUACAGCCUCUCUUCCUCUAGAAAGUUCUUGAUUGACAAGAAAGCCUUCAUUUUUUAUUGUCUUACGGCUCCAACUUCUACAACUUAAUCUAUAUUAUUAAUCUAUAUUCUUAAUCUAUAUUAUUAAUCUAUAUUAUUAAUCUAUAUUAUUAAUCUAUGUGAUUAAUCUAUACGCUAAUCAAUGUCGAUCUACAGUUAGUGCCGUUUUUCAACUCUAAUUCUCGGAGAAACGGCGAGCAAACUUUCUGCGAGCAGUAUCCUUGCGUGCUGUCAUUCGCUACAUUUGCCUCAUGGCUGACAUGGACGUAUCGGCAGCGUUCCGACCUCCCGAUCAAGGCUUCAUAGUUUACUAACAACGAAAGGAUCCUACGUGCUGGUGAAGGCUUCAUAGUUUUUUAGUAGUACUUGGCUGAUUUUCUUCUUUUUCUAUGAAGGGCACCGACCACUGAAAUAUAAAACACAAUAAACAGCGGCUGUCUUCGUUAGAAAUAUCAAAAACAGGAAAAUAUGAUCGAAACAAGGCAUGUCAGAAAAUAUUGACUUAUCAAAAAGGAGUUGACUAGUAAUAAUAAAGUAGCUCGACGUGAUAGUUGUGUUCUAGAAAAACGAAGAUGCAGGCAAAAGCA